UUCACUGAUCCCUUUGACUACACUUCCUUGCGACUUUGGCGACAGGAUGAGAAAGCUCCGGUGGUGUACGUGCUCCCCGUGCUCCCCACGAGACCUGGUUUGAUGGGAUCCUUUUGGCACGACAGUGCCGUGAUAUGUGGCCCCCAUAAAUGCAUAACAAGCUGCCACCUGCCAUGGACCCGGAUCUUGAUGUGUGUGAGUCGUGGAUGGCGAGGUGUCUGGACGUUUGGGAUCGUUUGGGCUCCGGGUCUUCCCCUGGAACUUGGCCCUUGAGGAUUAGCUUGACUUUGCUGACAGCUUUUUCAUGGAAAGGGGGAGGACGCGCGGGAGAGUCGAAUCUGAUUCAUUCUGAUUCGACUUAUGCAUUUCGUCAACGAAAUCAGGGAACCACCGCAAGUCCUGCAGACGGUCCCGCAUGCUAGACGGGAAAUGGCCAGCUUGCAAGAUCCGAUCGGAGCACUAAAUCGAGAAAGGCAUCCCAGAUUUUAUGUGGUGGAAUCCCAAACGGUUUUUCAUUCCCAGCUGAUUUGAUUAGAAACAGAAACCAAGCACCGGAUUGACCACCUUAUUUUUUGAGACAAACUGUAACGUUCCAACAGUUCUUGUUCUCCCUAUCAGAUCCCUCUCAGGCGUCUUGGAACAGUUUCAGCCUCACACAUCAUGACACGUAGUAGUCUAACGCAAGUUCUAACACACUUUUCCAACAUAGACCAUUCCAUAGCCAGAAAUUCAACGAUCCUUUGGCAGCGGUUCAUCACCAACACCUGCCCAAACCUGGUCUCCUGCGGCGUCCGCACGCGACGGGUGAAAAACUCCGACUGGUCUCGCGCCAGGCUCGCGAUCAGCGAUUCGCGCUUGCACAUUGCCCGCGCGCGAUGUCCCAAGCCUUUGAGCUUGCGGGGUCUCUUCCUGGGUCCACGGACCUUUGGCUUUCGUUGCAUGCAUUUUCAGGAGUUCAUGGGACAUCACGCGGGGCUGACCAUCACCAGCUUGGCACAUGGAAGCUUAGAGUCCUACGCCACCACGCGCUCCCGGGCGCCGCCCUUCUGGCCUGGCUUGGGGCCGCCCAUCGACGGCUUUGGCUUCGUGUUUAUGCCAAAGUUCUCACAGAUGUACUUGGCUGCCCUGUCGGUGACCCAGAAGCCGUACGGCUUGUCGCGGCACGCCACGGUCGCGGAACCGCGGACCUGCUUGGUGGCGGACCCCCGGGGCUAUUUGAGAGUGACAAGAUCUCAGCAGCACACGAUCCCCAAAGGUGCGCGGAUCGUGGCAGUGGUGGAUCCCGAAGGUGAAGAAAUCGAUCUGGACGAUUCCUGCUGGGCGAGCGAGAGCGAGUUAGAGCUGGGCUCCAAGGUCUUGCUCGAAGCGGUCGAUCACCAAUGGAACACCAUGUCCGACGAGCCUUGGGUGCCUCAACUCCGAAGCAUCAUGGAUAUCAUCCUUGGCAAGGAAGUGAUGUCAGGCGCCAAUGACAAGGUCAUUUGGGAUGUCCUCGAAGAGCCCGAACGAGAGGAACCCAGUUGCCUGGCCCGCCUAGGUGCCACGGUCUUUGGGCACGAGAUGAUGGGUCUCCACUCCACGGUGGCGGCGAUCGCGCGGCACUCCCGGCUGGGAGAUGAGAGUGAAUCAAGCUCAUGACGACACCAUCAAACCUGGCGUCAAAGUCUUCACGUCGAGGGUUUGGAUUUUUCCAUCCGAUCUGCACUGCUGCUAACUGGGCGACUACUGUUGGGGCACGGACGUGGCGCAAGCGGCGCAAGCCGUGGCCUUGGUGCAUUUGUGGGACUUUAAUGGAACCACCAACCAGUGGGACUGGAUUAUUCCCACAAAGAAGGCGCGCCUUCUUGUCUAAGAUCAGAUCAGAUCGUUUAAGACUCCAACAUCAGUACGCCGGAAUGGCGGGCCGAUCAAGGAUUCGGUUUGAGCGAUGACGUGUUCCCUCGUCGAGCACUGAAGCCCGGAGGUUGGAG
Molecule: messenger RNA, 1970 nt
Organism: Durusdinium trenchii
Lineage: Eukaryota; Dinophyceae; Suessiales; Symbiodiniaceae
Source: the annotation of a GenBank genome assembly